This is a messenger RNA of Neofelis nebulosa (Clouded leopard), 3838 nucleotides long. RefSeq names its product Wnt family member 4 (gene WNT4). The record is from RefSeq and is a predicted model, not a curated record. Gene Ontology annotation, cellular component: extracellular region. The transcript is spliced from 5 exons. Gene Ontology annotation, molecular function: cytokine activity; frizzled binding. Gene Ontology annotation, biological process: cell fate commitment; canonical Wnt signaling pathway; multicellular organism development. Lineage: Eukaryota; Metazoa; Chordata; Mammalia; Carnivora; Felidae. The coding region runs from base 235 to 1290 and encodes 351 amino acids.
CCGCCGCAUCCCGGCUCUGGGGCGGCGCUGACAGUCUGGUCCGCGCCGGACAGCGGGCGCAGCAGCCGGCAGGGCUGACGGCAGGCACGGAGGCAGAGCCCCGCCGCGCGCGCGCCCCGGCCCGCGCCCCGGCGCCGCGCCCCAGCCCGCCCGCGGGGCGCCCACCUGCCGCCCCGACGGGAGGCCCCCCGCGGCCGCAGCCGCUGCCCGGGGCCGGGCGCCCGCGGCGGCACCAUGAGUCCCCGCUCGUGCCUGCGUUCGCUGCGCCUCCUGGUCUUCGCCGUCUUCUCGGCCGCCGCGAGCAACUGGCUGUACCUGGCCAAGCUGUCCUCCGUGGGGAGCAUCUCGGAGGAGGAGACGUGCGAGAAGCUCAAGGGCCUGAUCCAGAGGCAGGUGCAGAUGUGCAAGCGGAACCUUGAGGUGAUGGACUCGGUGCGCCGAGGUGCUCAGCUCGCCAUCGAGGAGUGCCAGUACCAGUUCCGGAACCGGCGCUGGAACUGCUCCACGCUCGACUCCCUGCCUGUCUUCGGCAAGGUGGUGACUCAAGGGACCCGGGAGGCGGCCUUCGUGUACGCCAUCUCUUCAGCAGGUGUGGCCUUCGCGGUGACGCGGGCAUGCAGCAGCGGGGAGUUGGAAAAGUGUGGCUGUGACCGGACGGUGCAUGGAGUCAGCCCGCAGGGCUUCCAGUGGUCGGGAUGCUCGGACAACAUCGCCUAUGGCGUGGCCUUCUCCCAGUCCUUCGUGGACGUGCGGGAGAGAAGCAAGGGGGCCUCAUCCAGCCGCGCCCUCAUGAACCUCCACAACAACGAGGCUGGCAGGAAGGCUAUCCUGACACACAUGCGGGUGGAGUGCAAGUGCCACGGGGUGUCGGGCUCCUGUGAGGUAAAGACGUGCUGGCGAGCCGUGCCGCCCUUCCGCCAGGUGGGCCACGCACUCAAAGAGAAGUUCGACGGCGCCACCGAGGUGGAGCCACGCCGCGUGGGCUCCUCCAGGGCGCUGGUGCCGCGCAACGCACAGUUCAAGCCGCACACGGAUGAGGACCUGGUGUAUCUGGAGCCCAGCCCGGACUUCUGCGAGCAGGACGUGCGCAGCGGCGUGCUGGGCACGAGGGGCCGCACGUGCAACAAGACGUCCAAGGCCAUCGACGGCUGCGAGCUGCUGUGCUGCGGCCGGGGCUUCCACACGGCCCAGGUGGAGCUGGCCGAGCGCUGCAGCUGCAAAUUCCACUGGUGCUGCUUCGUCAAGUGCCGGCAGUGCCAGCGGCUGGUGGAGCUGCACACGUGCCGGUGACAGGCAGCGUCAGCCCCGCGCCAGCAACCAGCUCGUGGCCCGAGGGAGGCCGGUAAUUUAAACAGCGCCCCCGCACCUACCCCAAGGGAUACUGGCUGUACUUUUUGUUUUGGUUUGGUUUUUGGGUCCUCCUGUUAUUUAUUGCUGAAACCAGGCGGGCGGCCCCAAGGGCACCAGCCAGGGCCUCCUCGAAGCCUGGGCCUUUGUGGCCGCCACUGACCAAAGGGAUCUCGCUCGUGCCUCUGGCUGUCCACAUGUGGCCACUGCUGACCACUCGGUUGUUAACUGCAUCUGUUUUUCUACUCACAGACUUAAGCUGGGUAACGAGGAGCGUUGGUCACAUGCCUACUGACCCUGCCAUGUAGGGAAGGAGGCGGCCCUAUGGCAGGGGGAAAUCAGUGCCAUCUCGAGGGAAGCUGCACCCCUGCACGUACACACCGGCCCCUGGCAGCUUCAGCCUGGUCUCCCAAGCCCCUGGAAAGGGAACGGGCAGAUACCAGCUCCAGGGCAAAGGGUUCGUUUUGGCCCUCCAUGGGCGGCCGGAGGUUCAGUCUCUGUGGGACCUUCCAGGCAAGAAGAGCAGGCGAGACAAGGGCAAGAGAAGGUGCUAGUCCCACCCUGGAGCCCAGCCCACCCAGCCUCCCCAGUCAAAGCCGCCACUCCCUGGUCGCUCCCAGACAGGAGCACCAGCUGCCAUCUUGGACCAGAGGUCGCAGCCAGGCCUUUGCAGCGACACCUCUAGACGUGUCUCCUCACAGUGCCACUCGUCUGUGAGACGAAGAAUGGACAUCACACAUGCAGAGGAACCGGCCAGUGGAAAAGCCUUGUCCCACCCAUUAUUUCACUCACUGAACCAAAUUUACUGAGCAAAUACCAUGGUCUGAGCCCUGUACUGGGCCAUCCCAUAGGACGAUCACAACAGUCCUGGGAGGGGCACAAGACAGAGAUGCUUGUGCCCCUUUUACAGCAGAGGGGGCACUGCUCAGCCAGGUCCCAGAGCACGCUAAUCAGAAGCACAGCCAGAAGAGCCCUCCAGACAAGGUUCCUCCUGGGCGCCUUACCCAAAGGCCCAGGAACUGGAGGUCUCCUUGGGGAGGAAGUGGGGCCAGGAAGUAGCAGAAGCCACAGACCACAGGCUAGACGAGCGGCCACAUGGCUCCAGGGCGCAGAAGAUGGACAGCUAGAAGGCUGGCGAAGUGAGGUGUCCGCAGCUGAGGCGACCCUGCCCCCAGGUCCCCUGGGCACUGAAGAAGAGCCCCCCAGAGAAAUCACCAGCAGCCUGGGCCUGGCCCUGCGCCCCAGCCAAACCAGCAGGAGCACAGUCCAAACUUCUGUGACCAGGACACGCACACAGCAAGACUCGGCCUGACCCCACUGCUGCUGCUCAGGUGGGCUCCCAACCACCAUAGGAGCUCGCUGUCAGCUCAGUCUCCAAAUUGCCCCCUUAAUGGGGCCCCAGGCUCCUGGUUCGAGAUCUUGAGCUCUGGGAUCCCCAGCUGGAGAUUCUCAGACCCCAAGCUCUUGGUUCCAGGGUUCCAUGUCUGAAUUCAAAGUCCCAGAUUGAGAAUAUGGGUUCCGGCCUGUAGAAGCUCUCCUCCAGGCCUUGUGGUUUGUGCCUCCUGGUGCUGGCUUCCUCACGAAGAAAGGGUCAACACCCUUGGCCCCAAGCCAAACUCUCUGCUCAACGUCCAUCCAAGAAGACCAAAACCAAGUGAGAUGCUGCAGCCACACUGGAAUGAGGGGUAAUCUUGGGGCCGGCAGGCUCUGAUGUGGAUGAAAGCUGAGCCCACUAAGUGUCCCCACAGCGGCCCAGCUGGACUCACUGCUCCUCUGGCAGGCUCUGUUCAGCUGUCUGCUCAGUGCCAGGGAAAAUGCUAUCCCUCACUGGCAGAGGCCAGACCCAGACAAAGAAAGCAUGGGAGACCCCUCCCCCUCCAGAGACAGGGCAGAGCCACUCCCCCCCACCCCCAAAUCCUGUCCUCAGAGCCAGAGGACUGGAAGGUCCAGGCUGGAUGCUGGUAUUAUGGAUACUGCCCCAGGAAAAAGUGAGAGGGUCUGUGUCCGCUCAAGGGCUUCACCUUUCCACCUGCCUGGGGGCUCUCUCAAAGCUGACCACCCUGGGGUUCUGAAGGGUAUGGCCUCUGUAAAGCAGACUAGAAUCUAGGAACCUCUGCCCAGUCCUACCAUCACCAGCACCCCAAAGGCCAAAGGGACCCACAGCUACAUGAAAAUGGAGCUUCCUUGGAAACACCCAGCUCCCAACUGUCCCAAAUAAAGAGGAGGAACCAGCCCAUGCCUUACGUAGCCCACCUACUCUGGAAGCUGGCCAGAGGAUCCAAGUCCUGCCCGAAACUCUCUCCAUUAGUCUCCACAAGGCAAAGGUGAUGUCCUCUGAGGCCAAGGGCUAGAUAAGCCCCAGCUCUGGAUGCUGCUACCCCUCUGCUGCCCAUACCCCAUCCUCUAAUUUUUAUACUAGGCCCCUUGCCAUUGUGACACCCCCAUGAAAUAGUCUGAUGCACGAUAAAAUGAUUAUUUCUUUAUCUUGUAA